AUGGCAGCCAUAAAUGGAAACCCCCCCAAGAUCACCAUUUACACUAACCAUAAUUGCCCGUACGCGCACCGUGCGCACAUUGUGAUCAAGGAGCUGGGGCUACCAUACGAGGAGGUCAUCAUCGAUCUGAACAAACCGAGAGAACCUUGGUAUCUGGAGGUCAACCCACGCGGCCUCGUUCCUUCGAUCAACUUCAAUGGCGAAAUCAUCACCGAGUCCGCUAUUGUCUCCCAAUUCCUGGCUGACGCUUACCCGUCACAUCUCCUUCCGCCAUCUAACACUGUGGACGGUGCCUUGAAGCGCGCUCGCAUCAACUUCUUCACGGACACCUGGACCACCAAAGCCGGUAGCUUUUGGUUCAAGAUCGCAAUGGCGGACUCCGAGGAAGAGAAGGAAAAGCUUUCGAAAGAAUUGGUCAGCACCGUCAAGAAGGAAAUUGAGCCCUUGCUCAAGGAUGCGGCGCCGUUCUUUGGCGGGAGCUCCAAGUUGACCUUCGCUGAAGCCAUCGUUGCACCCUUCAUCGUACGCCUCUUUGCUUUCACGAAACAUGGCCUGCUUCCCAAGUCAGCCAGCGAUGAGAUGCACGGACUUCCCCAAUUUUCCAAGUGGGCUACUGAGGUCAUCAAGCAAGAAAGCGUGACGUAUAUCUGGAACGAGGAGCGCGCCGUGGAAAGCAUUAAGAAGAAAGUUGCUUCACUCAAGGCAAAGGCCUAG
This is a messenger RNA of Didymosphaeria variabile, 714 nucleotides long. RefSeq lists its product as uncharacterized. Lineage: Eukaryota; Fungi; Ascomycota; Dothideomycetes; Pleosporales; Didymosphaeriaceae. The record is from RefSeq and is a predicted model, not a curated record. Gene Ontology annotation, cellular component: cytoplasm. The transcript is spliced from 2 exons. Bases 1 to 714 code for a protein of 237 amino acids.